AUGGCCGCUUCCACAAGACAGUUCGCCCGCGCGGCGCUGAGAACCUCCACCAGAACCUCCUUCGCCGCUGCCGCCCCCCGCCAGGCCUUCCGCCAGCAGGGCCGCCGCCUCUACUCCUCCGAGCCCGCCAGCAAGUCCGGCAGCUCCACCUGGAUCUGGCUCUCCGGCCUGGCCGUCGCCGGCGCCGGCGGCGCCUACCUCUUCACCAAGGAGGGCGGCGUCUCCGCCGGCUCCGUCCCCAAGGUCGUCAACCCCACAAAGGCCGACUACGAGAAGGUGUACAAGGUCAUUGCCGACCGCCUCGAGGAGAAGGACGACUACGACGACGGCAGCUACGGCCCCGUUCUCGUUCGUCUCGCGUGGCACGCCAGCGGUACCUUUGACAAGGAGACUGGUACUGGCGGCAGCAACGGUGCUACCAUGCGCUUCGCCCCCGAGUCUGACCACGGCGCCAACGCUGGCCUGAAGGCUGCCCGUGACUUCCUUCAGCCCGUCAAGGAGCAAUUCCCCUGGAUCACUUACUCCGACCUCUGGAUCCUCGGCGGCGUCGCCGCCAUCCAGGAGAUGCAGGGCCCUGUCAUCCCCUACCGCCCCGGCCGCAAGGAUGGCGAGGCUGCCGCCUGCACCCCUGAUGGCCGUCUCCCCGACGCCUCCCAGCGCGAGAAGCACCUCCGUGACAUCUUCUACCGCAUGGGCUUCAACGACCAGGAGAUUGUCGCCCUCUCCGGCGCCCACGCCCUCGGCCGCUGCCACGUUGACCGCUCCGGCUUCGACGGCCCUUGGACUUUCUCCCCUACCGUCCUGACCAACGACUACUACAAGCUUCUCCUGAACGAGAAGUGGCAGUGGAAGAAGUGGAAUGGUCCCGCUCAGUACGAGGACAAGGGCACCAAGUCCCUGAUGAUGCUUCCCGCCGACUACGCCUUGAUCCAGGACAAGGCUUUCAAGAAGCAGGUCGAGGUGUACGCCAAGGACAACGAGGCCUUCUUCAAGGACUUCUCCAACGUCAUUGUCAAGCUGUUUGAGCUCGGUGUUCCCUUUGCCCAGGGCGCCGAGGAGCGCUGGACCUUCAAGCCCACUUGGCAGGACUAA
This is a messenger RNA of Colletotrichum abscissum, 1092 nucleotides long. Its product is annotated as peroxidase. The record is from RefSeq and is a predicted model, not a curated record. Gene Ontology annotation, molecular function: heme binding; peroxidase activity. Gene Ontology annotation, biological process: response to reactive oxygen species; cellular response to oxidative stress; hydrogen peroxide catabolic process. The transcript has 3 exons. NCBI's taxonomy places the organism in Eukaryota, Fungi, Ascomycota, Sordariomycetes, Glomerellales, Glomerellaceae. Bases 1 to 1092 code for a protein of 363 amino acids.